AUGGCUGAAAUUGACUUGGAUGAUUUACUUAAUACUGGACUUGAAGAUGUUGAUAAAAUUGAGGUCGAACCAGAACUUGCCGUUAUGACUGAAUCUGUUGGUUCAACAAAAAAAGUUAAUUAUAAUAUUGUUGAACGUGCUCAACCAACCUCAAGAUUAAGCCUUCCUCCAAAAGGUGUUGUUGUACGUCCAUCAUAUAAUGCUAAUUUUAAAAUUCAUAGUCUUGGAUCUUCUGUAUCACCAGGAACUCCAUCAAGUGAAAUAUCAAAUCCAAUUGAUUUUUAUGAUAAUUGUUCUGCAAAAGAACAAUUUAAACAACCAUCGUCUGAGAUGAAAUUGUCUAGAAAUAACUGUUUUGUAUCAAAACAAUGUCGUUCUCCUUCUGAAUUUGGAGUUUCUAUUAAUGAUAAACGUCUCAAAAGAAAUUCAGCAGGAAAUAUUGGAAGUAUAUCUGAUAUUUUUGGUCCAACUGUAGCUCAAAUUCCUGGACUACCUAAGACACGUUAUAUUGCAAAAGAAAAAGUUUAUAGUCAAGACCAACUUUUUGGAAUUAUUGAUAGAACAAAUUUUGAUAUUCCAUUAAGUGAUGAUCCAUGGUCAUCAGUUUCAUUACCAAUGGAAGCAUGGAAUAAUGAACCUAUAGAACAAUCUGAUAAUAUUGUUGAUGUUAAUUGUGCACAAUCAGGUUAUCAAUUAGAGGUGUCUUCUCAGUCAAUAAAGAAAUUAACUGAUUUAAUGAAAUAUUCAAUUAUUGAUAUUGACCUUGACUUUCCUUAUUAUUCUCAUUAUUUUAAAGGAAAGAAAUCAACAAAAUAUUAUAUGGAUCCUAUUUCAUUAAAUCUUUUAAUUGUUGAUACUUCAACUAAGUAUAAAAGAGCUAUCCUCAAAACACCUAAAGAAAAUUAUAGAUGUGUUAUUCCAUUAGGAGUUGAUCCUGCUAAAUAUGAUAAAGCCUUUCCUCUUCAAGAAAAGAAAAAACGAUCAAAACCAAAGACAUUUGAUAAAAAGAAUAUACCAAAAUUAGAGUUAGAAUUAGAACGUAUUGAAAAUAUGUCAAUUAUUAAAAAAUAUAAAUUUGGAGUUAUUUAUGUUAAAGAUGGACAAAAAGAAGAAAAUGAAUUUUUUAGUAAUGAUGAAUGUUGUGAUGAAUUUUGGGAUUUUAUGAAUUCACUUGGAAAAAAAGUUGAAUUAAAAGGAUUUAAUGAUUAUGCUGCUGGGUUAGAUACUAAAGCUGGGUGUACUGGUACUUAUAGUUAUUUCAGAAAAUAUACUAAUACAUAUAGUAUUAUGUUUCAUGUUGCUCCAUUAUUACCUAAUCAAGAAGGAGAUGCACAAAAAUUAGAAAGAAAAAGACAUGUAGGAAAUGACGUUGUUGUAAUUGUAUUUCUUGACCCAAAAAGAAAAGAGCCAUUUGACCCACGUAUUCUUACUUCUCAUUUUAAUAAUGUAUUCUUUAUUAUUCAACCUAAAAUAAAGAAUGAAGGAUUAGUUGUUCAAGAAGGAUAUACUAUUAAUGUCGUUACUAAACCAAAUAAUAUGCCAUUUCCUCCUUUCUUAACUUCUUCUUGGAUGAAAAAAGGUUUUGGAUUUGAAGAUUUUAUGUUAAAGAAAUUAAUUAAUGCAGAACGUAUGACAAUGUAUAACACUACUUUCUUAUCAAAUGCAAGAAAUACAAGAAAACAACAACUUGUUCAACUUGCUGAACUUUUGUAA
This is a messenger RNA of Entamoeba histolytica HM-1:IMSS, 1713 nucleotides long. RefSeq names its product Rap/Ran GTPase-activating protein, putative. Gene Ontology annotation, biological process: activation of GTPase activity; regulation of small GTPase mediated signal transduction. Gene Ontology annotation, molecular function: GTPase activator activity. The coding region runs from base 1 to 1713 and encodes 570 amino acids. Lineage: Eukaryota; Evosea; Mastigamoebida; Endamoebidae. The transcript has a single exon. Gene Ontology annotation, cellular component: cytoplasm. The record is from RefSeq and is a predicted model, not a curated record.